Molecule: messenger RNA, 627 nt
Organism: Closterium sp. Naga37s-1
Lineage: Eukaryota; Viridiplantae; Streptophyta; Zygnematophyceae; Desmidiales; Closteriaceae
Source: the annotation of a GenBank genome assembly
AUGAUCCCGUGUGGUGCUGUGUGGUGCUGUGUGGUGCUAUGCUAUGCGGUGCUGUGUGGUGCUGUGUGGUGCUGUGUGGUGCUGUGCUAUGCGGUGCUGUGUGGUGCUGUGUGGUGCUAUGUGGUGCUGUGCUAUGCGGUGCUGUGUGGUGCUGUGUGGUGCUGUGUGGGGCUGUGCUAUGCGGUGCUGUGUGGUGCUGUGUGGUGCUGUGCUAUGCGGUGCUGUGUGGUGCUGUGCUAUCACAGCAUGCGGGUGAACAGCGGUAGGCUGCCCUCGUUGCGAGAGAGCCUGUCAAGCCACCAGACGCUCACAGAGAGGCUUGCAGUGUAUGGGCUGAGGGAAUUGCCGAUGGUGGGGGAUGGAAACUGCCAGUUCCGCGCCCUGGCAGACCAGCUGUUUCGCAACGCCAAUCGCCAUGCGGCCGUGCGACAAGCCGUGGUGCAACAGAUGCGGGCACAUUCAGAGCGCUACUCACCCUAUGUGCCAGACAGCUUCCCCCGCUACCUCCGACACAUGGCCAGGAAUGGCGAGUGGGGCGACCACAUCACUCUGCAAGCUGCUGCUGACAAGAGUUAUGGCUCAGCUUCUGGGCGGAAGUACACUACAACUCCGUCUACAGUGCAGAAA